Molecule: messenger RNA, 2307 nt
Organism: Heterostelium album PN500
Lineage: Eukaryota; Evosea; Eumycetozoa; Acytosteliales; Acytosteliaceae
Product: TBC domain-containing protein
Exons: 10
Coding region: 1-2307 (768 amino acids)
Molecular function (GO): calcium ion binding
Source: RefSeq, a predicted model, not a curated record
AUGAAUAGUAAUGAAAAUGAACAAUUAAAAGUAGAAAUAGAUAUAAAUAUUGUUGUCAGAGAUGGUGAUAAUGAUCAUAUUGAAAAUGAAAAACUAGCUAGUAGUAGUGGUGGUAGUGGUAAUAAUAAUGAAUAUGACAACGAUGACGAUGAUGAUGAGUUUUUAGAUAUCUACGGAUUCCGAUAUAGCAAGAAAGCGAGUGGUAAGACGAUUGAGGUGUUGAACGAGAUGGCUCAGGAAGAUGAAACCGAGAACUCUGAGAAUUGGUUUCACUUUAUACGUAAUCGCUGUGAAGACAAGAUCGAUCGACUCGCCAAGUUGGAGCAUGACCGAUCGUUCAUCGACCUCGUCAACAAAGGCAUACCCCGUCACUACCGUAAGAAGGUUUGGCUGUCAUACCUCGAGGCAUCGUCACUCGAAGACUUUAGAAAGGAGUAUUUCAAGUUACUAAAAGAAAAGGAAACACAAUCAAAGAUAAGAGAUUACAAGACUGAAAUUAAAUUGGAUUUAGAUAGAACAUUCCCGAAUCAUCUACUAUCGAAUGAUGAAACUUUCAAAGAGAAGAUUCAAAACAUUUUGUUUGUAUAUAGUAUCAACAAUCCUAAUGUUGGGUAUUGUCAAUCGUUAAAUUACAUUUCAUAUAUAUUGUUAUUGAUUAUUGAAGAUGGUAAAGGAAGAAGCUUUUGGUGUUUGAAUUACAUUGCAGAUAAGAUACUACCGGAUUACUUUACACAUACGAUGUUGGGUGCACAGAUCGAUCAACAGGUAUUCAAUGAUCUACUGUGUGAUAUGUUUCCAGACUUGAUGAAUCACUUCAAGAGAAUCGGUGUUGUCAUUCAGAUACUAACGAUUGAAUGGUUCCUAUGUCUAUUUUCAACGAUAUUACCUGUACAAUUUGCUUUGAUUAUUUGGGAUAAUCUGUUUGUUAGAGGAAACAAUGCUAAACAAAUUCUAAAUACAAUAAGAUAUGUUGAAUAUCUCAGUAUAUCUAACUCUUUUGCUGUUGUUACCUUUUUAUUUAAUAACACACAACAGACAUCACCAAAGAGAAUCGGAGUAGUAAUGUCAAGAAAGAAGAUACAAGAUCUCAAAUUGAAACAUUGGCAAAUCACAAAGAAACAGGUUAAAGAUAAUGAAGAGCAAAAGGAUAUCAAAUAUUUAAUGAAAUUUACAUCUUUUAGUUUAGAUAAAUUAAAGAGCUUAAAAGAGGAAUUCGAUAUAUUGUCACACGAUGGUACAGGCAUAGGAUACCUCCAAUUUCAUCAAAUAAUCAUGAGAUUCUUCCCCAACUGGAAAGAUCUUGAGAAUCUCUCGAACGACGACAAACAAAACAGUGAGAAUCUAACUAAACUCAUGGAGAAGAUGUUCGAAGCCAUGGAUGAAGAUAAUGAUAGACUUUUAAAUUUCAAAGAGCUUGUUAAAGGUUUAUCAAUAUUAUCUCAAGGAACAUUCGAUCAAAAGUUAAGAUUGAUAUUUAAAUCAUUUGCAAUUGAAUCAAAGACCUAUUUAACGAAACCAGAAAUACAAUCGAUGAUAGAGUUGGCUAUUUUCUUUAAAAAGAUAGAUACCGAUCGCUUCACACGGACACAGAAGUUCUUGGAGCAACUCGAGGAACACACUACAUUCGAAGGUCUAAAGAAGAUGGCACUUGAGAAUACACUGAUUCUCGAGAGUUUUCAGACACCGACCAAUCCUUUCUCACCUGUAAAUCACGGUCCUGCUGAUUCGUCGACCAGAGAAGGUCUUAAGAGAAGAAAUGAAGAUAGAUUAAAUUCUAUCUCUUCACUCAGUAGCAACAAUAACAAUAAUAAUAACAGUAAUAACAACAGUAGUAACAACAACCAUAAUAAUAAUAAUAAUAAUAAUAAACACAAUAACAACAACUCUGAUAAUUGUAAUAAUAAUAAUAACUCCAAUAACAAUAGUAGUAAUAUCGGUAAUAUUACUUCAACACCACAAUCAUCAUCAUCAUCUACAUCAACAACAACACCACAACCAUCAAAGUUCUCAACGGAUCUAGACAAUUUAAAAAAGAAGAUAACCGGUGAACCAAUCAUCAAAAAGAUAAUUAAUAAGAAGACAAAUCAGAAUAACGAAUCAAAUAGUAACAAUAAUAAUGGAGGAAAGAAGAAUACUGAUAACAAUGAUAAAAAAAGUAAUAAUGAUAACAACAAUAAUAAUAAUAAUAAUAAGAAAAGUAAUGAAAAUAUUGAAAAGGAAUCAGUAUCUUCAUCUACCCAUCAGUCACAACAACAACAAAGAUCUAAUAUCGAUAAAGACCAUCUAGAUCCAUGUAUAAUUAUGUAA